Messenger RNA from Cylindrotheca closterium, 2301 nucleotides. Lineage: Eukaryota; Bacillariophyta; Bacillariophyceae; Bacillariales; Bacillariaceae. The record is from the annotation of a GenBank genome assembly.
AUGACAAGCUCAGGAUAUUCAUUUUCACGACAAGGUUCAGCAUCUGCCGAUUGUAGAAGUGUACACAGUCAUGGCAGCAUGAGUGCAUGGGAAAGUGUCAUUGGACAUGAUGAUCCAACAGUUCCCAUCAACAACUGCAAGGAAGAUCAAGCUCUUGAUAUUCCGGACUCGGCCACUAUUGACUCCUUUGUCACGCAACCUGAAGAAAAUAGAGAUGUCUGUGAGACAUUCAGUGACAAAGAGCCAUCGGAACGAUCCGAAAGGAAGGGGUUGAGAGAUCAGCUAACCGAGCUCGACAAAACCGAGAAAGACUGGCAAGACAAGUUAUCACAGCCAGAGAGGUCUCACAAUACACGAGCUACUAGAGAAUGCAGUUCAGAGACAGUCAACGAAUCAAAAGACACUUCAACCCGCUCAGAGAAACUGCAACUUCUCGAGAUCCAUUCGAUCGACGAAAAUGAAGCAUUGGACAUUGUUGCUGAGGACCGUCAACCACCCUCGCCCAACGAAGCUAACAACGAAGAGCCAUCGAACGGUAUCACUACGAAUGAGAUUGUGAGACAGGUUCAAAAACGCUUAAGCAAGAAUGAACAUUUGACGCCGAAGAGAAAUUUCUUUGAGGAAAAUUUCAAGGACGUGGAGCAAGGGCAGCACCAGGAGUUGGCUCUAGUGUCUCCUGAGCAGCAAGGUGACAACGAGAAGAAGUCCGACAUUUGUAUCGAGGACCCUGACGAAUCAACGUGGAAAAUCGAUCUUGACAAUUUGGAGGGAGAUUUCGAGCAAGCAGAUGGAGUAAGCCAAAUAAACAAUAGGUCUAUGGACGACGACAGUACAAUUCAAGAGAAAAAGACGUGGGCGGCUGCGUGGGCAAGGUGGAUUGUUCUUGCUAUAGCUCUUCUACUGGUUUUGAGUAUUGCCAUCGCUGCAAUAAUGUCAAAAAAAGGGGAAUCAGAGGCUAAUGUUGCAAAAGACGGACAGUUAGACGUCGUGCUACCAACUCCCGUGGCUUCUUCAGAAAUGCCAACUUCUGCACCAUCCACAAAAAUGCCAACAAAACUACCAACUUUGUCGCCAACACGACUAUUAUCCCAUGCUCCAUCAGAAAACGACCCGAUUUUGUCUCAGCUACAGAUACUCUCCGGCAACGCACUUGUCGAGCACGACUCAGUUCAGAAUAUGGCGUAUACCUGGCUUCUCGAAGAUGACCAAGCGAAGGGUGACCUGAUGACGCUAGAACCUGAUCACAUCAUCCAGCGCUAUGUUUGUGCUCUAUUGUAUUUUGCUCUCAACGGGGAAAAUUGGUAUUCACAACUUAAUUUCCUUGCAAGUGAUUCAGUUUGCGAAUGGAACGACGGAAACGGCAACGGUGUUUAUUGCAAUGGUUUUGGAAAUGUAUCUAGAAUCACAAUAUCUGCCAACAACUUGGGCGGCAAGCUUUCACCCGAGAUUGGUUCGCUUCCGUUCCUUAAAGAGUUGAGGCUUCGUGGCAAUAGCAUCGUUGGUCAGAUGCCGAUUGCACUUUCGAACCUGCAUGAACUGCAAAUGUUGGAGCUUUCAAGCAAUGAUCUUACAGGUCCUAUUCCAGAAUUCUCUCCCUUGCAAAACGAUCUGUACCAUUUGUCGAUCAAUGACAAUCGUUUGAGUGGUAAUAUUCCCAAAUCAAUAGGAUCCCUACAAGGACUUCUCUACUUGGACAUCCAUAACAAUGUCUUGAGUGGAUCGCUUCCGCUUUCACUUGGCCUCCUUCCAAGGCUUGUGACUUUUUAUGCUUCCAAAAAUCAAUUGACUGGUGCGAUCCCGGAGUUUGAAGACAAUCUUGGGCUACUGCAAGUCCUUGAUCUUUCCAACAACGAGAUAAGUGGACAGCUGGACCACUUGUUUUCUGCAGAUGGUCCCAAACGAUUGGCUGAGGUGAACUUAGACUCAAAUGGCCUGACCGGAACGCUACCUUCUUCUCUGGAUUCCUACACUUUUCUUACAAGCAUUUCCAUGGCACACAAUCAGUUUUCAGGAUUGCUAACCCCUGAAUUUUCAGGAAUGAAGCGUCUGAAGAGGCUGCUUCUCAACCACAACAACUUUUCUGGUUCUGUUCCAAAUGGUUUAGCUGGUCUUGGAUCUCUCGCCGAACUUAGGGUUGACCACAAUCAAUUUGAUGGCGAUUUGGACGAGCAUUUCUGUAGUCCCUCGAAUGCUCUGACCUUGACCACUUUUGCAGCGGACUGUAGGGCAGAGGAUCCAGCGGUUACUUGCAGCUGCUGUACUUCUUGCUGCCAUGCCAGUCUCGGGUGUGUAGAUGUCUAA